Folsomia candida is the source of this 954-nucleotide messenger RNA. RefSeq lists its product as uncharacterized. NCBI's taxonomy places the organism in Eukaryota, Metazoa, Arthropoda, Collembola, Entomobryomorpha, Isotomidae. The record is from RefSeq and is a predicted model, not a curated record. The coding region runs from base 235 to 792 and encodes 185 amino acids. The transcript is spliced from 4 exons.
AGCCGCAGAGGAGUUCCCUGUCAUCAUUCUUUAAUUGAGAUUUAUUGAGUAAUUAAACCCAGCCAUACAUACAUACAUAUAUUCGAAGAAUUAAAGGUCUCAGAAACAUGGAAGUUUCUGUGGUAUUAAUUUUACUGGUUUUUGGCAGCCACGCGGUCACUGGAGCCCCCAAAGAAAUGGAAACGACUCACGUCCACUCGGCGUCAGGAAGACUGCAACUUCCAGAGGUUUUCGAUGGAAUCAAUUUCUGGAAACAUAUCUGCCACCGUGCGUCCCAAUAAGUUUGCAUCCACCUUGAUCCAUAUAAUUUUCGAACUGUUUUCCACCCUUGGAAAUUCGAGUCGAGCCCUUAUUCCUGCAAGGCUGGAAAGACCAAAAGAUUUUCUAAGACAUUCAGGGCAAGUGCAACAUAACAUAGAUGACCCACGACCCUUUGUGUCCAACCAAGAAAGUCUUUCCUUGCCCCAUACCCGUGAAAAAAUGUCACCCUACCCCGAAAGCAAUGCCACCCCAUCGCUUCGUCUUGAGCCAGAAUAUAUACCAGGAUGGGAGGCAGAUAUCGAUGACUUGGUUAAGAGAAUGAUCGCUGCACAAUUUCAAGUCGCCGUUGGAGAAGUUAGCAAGAGCACGGCCCUGGCCGACGACUUGGGCGCAAAUGGUAUCGAGCUCCGCUAUAUUGCACAGACGAUUUGGGACAAGUUCGCUUGCAAGGUAACAAACGAAGAAGCCGAAAACUUCAAAUUGGUUCUUGAUGUGAUCAAUUUUGUGAAUUUGAAUUGUUUCAAAUUUUAAAUGUAAUGGGUUAAAUUAACCUAGAAAUUGUAGUGUUGUUAUGCAUAUUUGGUUUGCGGGGCUGUCAAAAUUAUGAAUUUUUAAUAAAUAUUGGUUGAAUUAUUUAAGGUGAAUAACAGUAAAUAAAUAAAUUGGAUUGUAUGUAUGCACCUGUCCACUAAU